GCAGUAUUUUAAAUAAAUGAAAAAUAUACAACAAUUUAAACCCGCAUUAUAGUUGCAUUUUUACCCGACAGAGUUUGGAAUAUUGUUUCCAAGAUUUCUCUUCUUGACGUCAGAAACUGUCUCGAUGUCUCGUGACUAUGGUUAGGUAUUGAUCAUCUGAUAGAUUAAACGGAUUGUGUGUUUUUUCUUCCUAAGAGAGAGAAAAACAAACUGAUGAUCACUGCUUCGGUCUAUUUAACUUGAUCCCUGGUAUUAAUUCCAAAAAAGAUUUAAUCAUCCAUCAAGAUGGGAUCAUUAUUCAGAAGUGAGGAAAUGACAUUAUGUCAGCUCUUUUUACAAAGUGAAGCUGCAUACGCUUGUGUAUCGGAACUGGGUGAAUUGGGACUUGUACAAUUUCGAGAUCUCAAUCCAGAUGUUAAUGCAUUCCAACGUAAAUUUGUCAACGAAGUACGUCGCUGCGAUGAAAUGGAACGUAAACUUCGUUAUUUAGAAAAGGAAAUAAAAAAAGAUGGCAUUCCAAUGCUUGAUACAGGUGACAAUCCAGAAGCACCUCAACCACGUGAAAUGAUUGAUUUAGAGGCGACAUUUGAAAAACUCGAAAAUGAAUUACGUGAAGUUAAUCAGAAUGCAGAGGCACUUAAACGUAAUUUUCUCGAAUUAACUGAAUUAAAGCAUAUAUUACGUAAAACACAAGUCUUCUUUGAUGAACAAGAACACGCUGGUUUAAAUUCCACUGAAUCAAUGACACGUGCUUUAAUAAGCGAUGAUAAUAUUGCACGUCAAUCAACACUUGGUCCUGUUCAAUUGGGUUUUGUCGCCGGUGUUAUUCUUCGCGAACGUAUUCCAGCAUUUGAAAGAAUGUUAUGGCGUGCAUGUCGAGGAAAUGUAUUUCUUCGUCAGGCAGAAAUUGAAACACCACUUGAGGAUCCAACAACUGGCGAUAAAGUUUACAAAUCGGUUUUUAUUAUUUUCUUUCAAGGCGAUCAGCUGAAGACACGUGUGAAAAAAAUUUGCGAAGGUUUUCGUGCAACACUCUAUCCAUGUCCUGAAGCGCCUACAGAUCGACGGGAAAUGGCAAUGGGUGUAAUGACAAGAAUUGAGGAUUUAAAUACCGUUUUGGGUCAAACGCAAGAUCAUCGUCAUCGUGUUCUCGUUGCAGCUGCGAAAAAUCUUAAAAAUUGGUUCAUCAAAGUUCGUAAGAUCAAGGCAAUUUAUCAUACAUUGAAUCUCUUUAAUUUGGAUGUUACACAAAAAUGUUUAAUUGCCGAAUGUUGGGUGCCAUUGCUCGAUAUUGAGAGUAUUCAACUUGCAUUACGUCGUGGUACUGAACGUAGCGGUAGUUCAGUGCCACCGAUAUUAAAUCGAAUGGAUACAUUUGAAGAUCCACCAACUUAUAAUCGUACAAAUAAAUUUACAAGCGGAUUUCAAGCAUUAAUCGAUGCAUAUGGAGUUGCUUCUUAUAGAGAAAUGAAUCCUGCACCCUAUACAAUAAUAACAUUUCCAUUUUUAUUCGCUAUUAUGUUUGGUGACACGGGCCAUGGUCUUAUAAUGUUUUUAUUUGGAGCAUGGAUGGUUUUAAAGGAGAAGCCAUUGGCGGCAAAAAAAUCUGAUAAUGAAAUUUGGAAUAUAUUCUUUGCUGGACGUUAUAUUAUAUUUUUAAUGGGUUUAUUUUCCAUGUACACGGGAUUAAUAUAUAAUGAUAUAUUUUCCAAAUCAUUGAAUAUAUUUGGAUCAUAUUGGCGUGUUAAUUAUGAUUUAAAAGAACUUCAAAAAAAUCCAUUAUUACAAUUAGAUCCAAAUUCAACGGAUUAUUAUCGAUAUCCCUAUCCAUUGGGAAUGGAUCCAAUAUGGCAAUUGGCGGAUAAUAAAAUUAUAUUUUUGAAUUCGUAUAAAAUGAAAAUUUCAAUUAUAUUUGGUGUAAUUCAUAUGUUCUUUGGAAUUAUGGUUGGUUUUUGGAAUCAUAUGUAUUUCAAAAGGAAAAUUAAUGUCAUUUGUGAAUUUAUACCGCAAAUUAUUUUCUUAUUAUUUUUGUUUUUCUAUAUGGUUUUGUUGAUGUUUAUUAAAUGGAUCAAAUAUUCACCGUAUGGUGAUGAACAGGAGGGACCGUAUUGUGCACCAUCGGUUCUGAUUACUUUCAUCAAUAUGGUUCUUUUUAAGACAAAUCCAGUUCGAAGUCCAUGUGAUGAUGGUUAUAUGUAUUCUGGACAACAGGGCUUUCAAAAAUUCUUGGUAGUCAUUGCUCUUCUUUGCAUUCCAUGGAUGUUGUUUGCAAAACCAUUUAUGAUGAUUCAGGAGAGAAAGAAACAUCAUUAUCAACUUAAUAAUCAUGGAACGGAAAAUGGUGAUGUUGAAGGUGCAAUGGGAAAUCAACAACAAAAUGUACAAAUGCAAAAUGUUCAUAAAAAUGAAGAAGAAGAUAUGACAGAGGUUUUUAUUCAUCAGGGUAUUCAUACCAUUGAAUAUGUACUUGGUAGUGUUUCUCACACUGCAUCGUAUCUUCGAUUGUGGGCAUUGUCAUUGGCUCAUGCACAACUUUCCGAAGUAUUAUGGAAUAUGGUGAUGAAGAAUGGAUUAAUUAAGGAAGGUUGGAUUGGAGGAUUUUUCUUAUGGGCAAUUUUUGCCUUUUGGGCAGUUUUAACUGUUGGUAUUUUAGUUUUAAUGGAAGGUUUAUCUGCCUUUCUUCAUACACUCAGGCUUCAUUGGGUGGAAUUUCAGAGUAAAUUUUACUCUGGCACAGGUUACAGCUUCCAACCUUUUUCAUUUGAAUUAAUUCUUGACUCUGCUCAAGCAACAGGGGAAGAAUAAAUGAAUUUUUUUUUUUUAUUUAAAUAAAAAUUAAUAUUGUAUAAAUACUUAAUAGUAUGUGAUUUAUUUACCGAAAAUGAACAUAUUAAGCAUUUUAAUUUUAAUUCAUGUUAUAUUGUAUACUAGAUAUGUUCUCCGAAAAUUGAAAAUAAAAACCAUUCUGAUAUACUGAAGAA
Molecule: messenger RNA, 2981 nt
Organism: Leptopilina boulardi
Lineage: Eukaryota; Metazoa; Arthropoda; Insecta; Hymenoptera; Figitidae
Gene: Vha100-1
Product: V-type proton ATPase 116 kDa subunit a 1
Exons: 3
Coding region: 286-2805 (839 amino acids)
Biological process (GO): vacuolar acidification; proton transmembrane transport
Cellular component (GO): vacuolar proton-transporting V-type ATPase complex; vacuolar proton-transporting V-type ATPase, V0 domain; plasma membrane
Molecular function (GO): proton-transporting ATPase activity, rotational mechanism; ATPase binding
Source: RefSeq, a predicted model, not a curated record